Molecule: messenger RNA, 2685 nt
Organism: Gymnogyps californianus (California condor)
Lineage: Eukaryota; Metazoa; Chordata; Aves; Accipitriformes; Cathartidae
Gene: STAMBP
Product: STAM binding protein
Exons: 10
Coding region: 40-1335 (431 amino acids)
Biological process (GO): protein K63-linked deubiquitination
Cellular component (GO): cleavage furrow; endosome
Molecular function (GO): protein binding; K63-linked deubiquitinase activity; metal-dependent deubiquitinase activity
Source: RefSeq, a predicted model, not a curated record
GUCCCGGCGGCAGAGUUCGUCAGCCUCGCGGCAGCUUUGAUGUGUGUCGUUAUGCCCGACCACGCCGACGUCAGCCUCCCACCGGAGGAGCGAGUACGAAGACUGAUCCAGGUGGGAAGCGCCGUGGAAGUGAACGAGGACAUCCCACCGCGACGCUACUACCGCUCCGGCGUGGAAAUCCUCCGCAUGGCAACCAUUUACUCGGAGGAAGGCAAUAUCGAGCAUGCCUUUAUUUUGUACAACAAAUAUAUCACGCUCUUCAUUGAGAAGCUGCCGCAGCACCGUGAUUACAAAACUGCUGUCAUACCCGAAAAGAGGGAGACAGUGAAAAAACUGAAAGAAGUAGCCUUCCCCAGAGCUGAAGAGCUCAAGGAGGAGCUAUUAAAGAGGUACGCCAAGGACUAUGCUAAGUACAAGGAGCAGAAGAAGGAGGAGGAAGAGGAAUUUGCACGCAAUUUGGCUUUGCAGCAGCAGCUGGAAGAGGAGAGAAAUCGGGUAGCCCUGAUGAAGCAGCAGCAGGCAGAGCAAGAGCAGUUUCAUGCCUUCGAGGAGAUGAUUCGACGACAGGAGCUGGAGAAGGAACGUCUAAGGAUAGUGCAGGAAUUUGGAAAGCCAGAGCCGAGUCCCGAGUCUCUGGACGGGCCCCUCGUCCCUGGUGUGGAAAAGCCCCCGACUGAUUUAAUCCCAAAGGUUCCUGUCUCUCCAGUUCGCCCUACAAGUCCGUCAGCGGGGACUGUCUCAUCCAAACCUCCUGUUGUGGACAGAUCUUUGAAACCUAGUGCUUUGGGGAGCACGGAAAACAAUGCAAGUAUGGAUGUCCUUCGCCAGGUCAUUGUCCCUAGGGAGCUCUGCCAGAAGUUCCUCCAGCUGGCUGAUGCCAACACGAUCCGGGGUGUGGAGACAUGUGGGAUCCUCUGCGGUAAGCUGAUGAGGAACGAGUUCACGAUAACCCACGUCAUCGUUCCCAAGCAGUACGGAGGCCCCGAUUAUUGCAACACGGAGAAUGAGGAGGAGCUCUUCGUGAUCCAGGAUCAGCACGGCCUUGUUACGCUAGGCUGGAUCCAUACUCACCCCACGCAGACAGCCUUCCUCUCCAGCGUCGACCUGCACACGCACUGCUCCUACCAGAUGAUGUUGCCAGAGUCCAUUGCUAUUGUGUGUUCUCCGAAAUACCAGGAGACGGGGUUUUUCAAGCUGACGGAGCAUGGCCUGGAGGAGAUCUCUUCCUGCCGGCAGAAAGGAUUCCAUCCGCACUCCAAAGACCCUCCUCUCUUCACUACCUGCAAUCACGUGUCAGUAGUCGAGAGAGACGUGGUCCUGAUGGAUCUCCGAUAGGCCUCUUGCCUUAACCGUUUACAGAAAACCAUCUACCUUCCUUCUAGGCCUCGGGAUUUUUUUUUUUUCCUCCUGUAGCAGAUGAUUUCUACCGUGUAGUGAUCCUUCCCCUUCCUCCCCCAAUAACCACGGUGAAAUCGGUACCCUGACCUCAGUGGGAGCACGUGAAACCUCAGUGCCUGGCUUUGGGCUGGCAAAGUGGUGCUGAGGUUCAAGGUGUGGGGAAAAGCUAACUGGAAACUCAGACAGAAGCUAACACUGAAACAAUUGUUUAAUACUCUACGGCUUGAACAGCUUCUUGGGGGAGUUCCCCAUGAUUUGCUGCAACCAUGAGGGGUGGAAACCUCUUCAAGUGCUUUCCAAAGUGGGACUUGCCCAAGUUAACCCAUGGUUUGUUUUGCCCUCUCUCUGGGUUGCUGUGGUCUCAGUGCAGCUGGCUGGAGUAGAUAAGUCUUUGCUAUAGUUUAAGAUUAAACCUUCCUAACCGCUCUCACCCCAUGCAAGAGCUUAUUUUCGCUGAGCCAGAGCGAAUCCUGCUGGCUGGUACUCAGAUCUUUGCCUGGUGAGGUAAGAAGGGGCCCAACCUCCUUUGGGAACCCCUAUUUCAGCGUUUCAGGGGAGAAGGUGCCUGGAUGCGGCACUGCUUUGCACAAGCCGCUUCAUUCCAGCGGUGGUGAGGAGUGUCUGGUUCAUUGAUUCUUUUUCCUGGAUGGGGGAUUCGCUCCAGCGACUGGGCUGCCCGGCGAGGGCUUGGGUUCGGCGCUUUGCUGGUGUUACCGUAGCGGAGGCUGUCGGUCUUUUGGCUGCGGUGCUGUCGUGUGAAGGCUCUGCAAGGCCAUCGCCUCUCUGAGACGGGUCUCCAGCAGCUUUUGCCAAUUUGAUCCUCAAAGAUCACCGCGCCCGAUUUGCCUCUGCGCUUCUCAAAGCAGUAUGAAGUCUGUCCUUGCCAAAAACCAGCGCUCCGUGACAUCGCCGUUAUGCGGUACACCAGCCGGGGACCUCCUCCGAAUUGCUUUCGUCAGAUGCCAAGCAGCGAUUUUUUUUCCCUUCCCUGCGCUAUCCGCGCUGAGCCUCCGCCCUCGCUUCUCCCGGCGUUGAGAGGGAAGAAGCAGUAUUGAAAGGUGGAAGGCAUCUGGCCUCAAAGGGCUGAGCGUGAUCCACCACAGCUCCACAUCCUCUGGUAGGACGCUCUGAUGCUCAGCACAUGGCUGUGCGGGGAGGGAAAGAAGGCUGGAGUUGCCUUCCCACCUGGCAUGCAUACAUACAUGUUCUAUAUGUCAUGUCCUUGUACUUCUACAUGCAAAAUUCGUUGGUGUACAGUUUUAACACAAGAUGGAUUGUAUUAUCUUG